AUGGCUACUGUUAGUAAUUAUUAUGAAAUUUUAGAAGUUAGCAUUGAUGCUACGUUUGAGGAAAUUAAAAAAAGCUUUUAGAAAAAGAUAAGAUAAGAGCAUCCAGAUAAAUCUUCAGACGAGAAUAGCUAAAAAAUAGCAAGUAAAUUGAUUGAAGCGUAUAAAGUUUUAAGUGAUGAUAACUUAAGAAGCGAAUAUAACAAAUAAUAUGAAUAAUAGCAUUAAAAAGCUAAUAGAGGUUAGUGCUUUGAUCAGAUAAACUUAGAAAAAUAAAGCAAUUUAAUUGAUUAUGAAUGUGAAUAAUGUGGAGAAAUUAAUACAAUUUAAAUAGACUCAAGAAAUAAAGAUGAAGAUUUUGUUAUAGUUGAAUGUAUUGGAUGCAACCUUAAACUAUAAAUUAACUUGAAGUGA
Molecule: messenger RNA, 411 nt
Organism: Tetrahymena thermophila SB210
Lineage: Eukaryota; Ciliophora; Oligohymenophorea; Hymenostomatida; Tetrahymenidae
Product: chaperone DnaJ
Exons: 4
Biological process (GO): protein import into peroxisome matrix
Cellular component (GO): cytosol
Source: RefSeq, a predicted model, not a curated record